Molecule: messenger RNA, 753 nt
Organism: Rhododendron vialii
Lineage: Eukaryota; Viridiplantae; Streptophyta; Magnoliopsida; Ericales; Ericaceae
Exons: 1
Coding region: 1-753 (250 amino acids)
Molecular function (GO): nucleic acid binding; RNA-DNA hybrid ribonuclease activity
Source: RefSeq, a predicted model, not a curated record
AUGGGCAGUGCACAAAUAAGGGACAUAUGGAAAAGGGUAGGGAGUAUGACCUCUGGUGAAACGAGACGGGAAGCUAUGGGCUUGGUUGCAGUUAUUGGUUGGCAUAUUUGGACAACCAGGAAUCACUGGGUUUUUAAGAAUGAUUGGAAGCUGGAAACGAAGAUUUUAAAAGAGGUGGUAGCGGAGUUUAAUCUAUUUCUGCAGGCUAGGGAGAGUGGACAUCAGAGGUCGCAAAGGGAUGUUUCGAUAAACAGGUGUCUUUGGAAACCACCGGAACCUGGCUUCUUGAAGAUUAAUGUGGAUGGGGCCUUUGCCGUUGGGACGCAUAAAAGAGGCGUGGGGGUGGUGGUUCGUGAUCAUGAAGGAAGGAUGUUGGGUGCUAUGGCUGUGCCAAUUCCAAACAGAUCACCAGCGGAAAUUGUGGAAGCCGAGGGAUUUUGGAUGGCUUUGGACUGCUCUAUUUUCUUGACUGGAAGAUCCUAUGUGGUGGAGGAUGAUGCACAAGCAGUGGUCAAUAUGUUGCAAAGCAAGAGUCAGAUUAAAGCAUGCCUGGAAGUUAUUGUUAGGGAUACGAUAUCAUUUAUUUGUCGUUUUCCAUCUUGUUCUUUUCAAUUUGUUCCUUGUAAUGGUAAUAGAGUGGCUAAUGCUAUAGCCAAAUAUGUCUCAUCUUUAGACUCUCCGUUAACUUGGCAACAGAAUUUUCUGAGUUGGGUUCAUAGGGAAGCUACUUUUGAUGUUUCAUCUUUGCAUUAA